Acanthoscelides obtectus is the source of this 964-nucleotide messenger RNA. The record is from the annotation of a GenBank genome assembly. NCBI's taxonomy places the organism in Eukaryota, Metazoa, Arthropoda, Insecta, Coleoptera, Chrysomelidae.
CGGAUCCGUCAACGUCAGGUAGUCAAAUCUGUAUUUUGUUUUGGUUUUUUGUACGUUACAGAUUCAUUUUGUACUUGCUAACAGCUUUUUCAUUUAGAAAAGUUCAUUUGCAUACAAGGAACAAAGUGCUACAAACAAGUUUUACUAGAUUCAUUAUUGACAACGUUGCAAAUAUGUCACUUGCUGAUCAGCUGAUCGCCUCAGUAGACGUCAAAGCGUGAUGGAUAUCCGUGAAAUAGGGUAUAUAUUGUGCAAACUAAAAUCUAACCUCAAUUGCGAAUUUGAUGAAUGUUGGUUUUUGGAUUGGACCCAGUUAUUUUUCUUAAUUGUAUCGGAUAAAUCAAGAUGGGGCAACAGAAAGUGUUAUUCGUAUGUCUAGGAAACAUAUGCCGGUCUCCCAUCGCCGAGGCUGUUUUUCAGCAUCUUGUGACGGAAAAGGGAUUAUCAGAUAAAUGGGAAGCAGACAGUGCCGCAAUAGGAGGUUGGCAUUCAGGAAGUCGUCCAGAUCCGCGUGCCACGCAGACCCUUAAGAAUCACAAAAUUGAUUAUAAUGGCAGGGCAAGACAGAUAGAGGAUGAAGAUUUCAGUACAUUUGACUACAUUUUUGGGAUGGAUGAAAACAAUGUUUCCAAUUUAAAGGGUCAAUGUCCUGGAGGUGCUAAGGCAAAGAUUCUAUUGCUUGGUGAUUUUGAUCCACAAGGUGACAGAAUAAUCAGGGAUCCAUAUUAUGACAAAGGAGCAGAAGGAUUCGAGAAAUGCUAUCAACAGUGCUUAAGGGCAUGCACAGCAUUUUUAGAGAAACAUUCGCAGUGAUCCAGAAGGAAUCUAUAUUCAUAUUAAGCCACUUUUAAUGAUAGUCAUUUUAACUUUUAUUUUUAUAGUGUCUAUUUUUUUAAUAUUGUUUAGAUAUAGAGUGGAUUAUUUAGGUCGUUUUUUGAUGAAAUAAAAUGUUUUAAACAAUGAC